CGCAUAUUUGUUCUCUCUCAGAUGAUCUGAGGAAAAAAAAAAAAUCUCUGUUUCUUCUUCUUCGUUCGCUCGUCUCUCUCGCCCCGUUUCCAUCAAUGGCGGCCAUUUCUGGCUCGUUGGUUCUGUCGAAGAAUUCUGAACUUCAUCCAUCAUCUGGCCUUCCUCUGAAGCAACGUAGUCUAGUCCUUGGAGGUGCAUCCUCAGUCAAUGUUCCUAUUGGAUUGAAUGGCUCCAACAAUCUGCAGUUUUCUGCUUCCAGAAGCAGAAAGCCCCUUACCGUCCGGGCAGUAUACAGAAAUGAUGAAGGGCCAGGCAGCACAGGCCUAUUUGUUGGAGGAUUUAUUUUGGGAGGACUCAUAGUCGGUGCACUUGGAUGUGUGUUCGCUCCUGAGAUCAGCAAGGCUUUAGCUGGAGCAGACCGGAAGGAUCUCAUGAGGAAAUUGCCCAAAUUCAUAUAUGACGAGGAAAAGGCUUUGGAGAAGACACGAAAGGUAUUAGCCGAAAAGAUUGCUCAGCUCAACUCCGCUAUCGACGGGGUAUCAUCUCAGCUCCGAUCGGAGGACGACACCCCCAAUGGCGCCGCCAGCAACACCGAUGAAUUCGAGGCUACCGUGUGAGAUCUUCUGUUCUAGUCCCUAAUCUCAAGUGAUACAUUGAUCGUGUGUUUUGACCUAGUGAUGUACAAUCUCAUUCCCCCCCCCC
Tarenaya hassleriana is the source of this 702-nucleotide messenger RNA. RefSeq lists its product as uncharacterized. Gene Ontology annotation, cellular component: chloroplast thylakoid membrane; chloroplast inner membrane. The transcript is spliced from 5 exons. The record is from RefSeq and is a predicted model, not a curated record. Bases 96 to 617 code for a protein of 173 amino acids. NCBI's taxonomy places the organism in Eukaryota, Viridiplantae, Streptophyta, Magnoliopsida, Brassicales, Cleomaceae.